GUAAAAAUCUAGAACCAAACGAAGACAAAGAAGUAAAUUGUGAUGUACGUGAAUAUCAGGAAGGCCAAUUUGAAAUUAGAGGGUCCACUAAUUGUUUGACCCAAACGCUAUUGAUGGACCCCCGAUACAGUGCCCAAGACAUCCUCCUCUGUGACCUGUGUCAAACAGCUGCAUUACAGAGUCACUGUGAACUUUGUAAUAUAAAUCUCUGUAUAGUCUGUUUUGUAAAACAUCUCUCUGAUUCAUCUAAAAGCCACAAUGUUGUACUAUACAAACACAGAACUUCUGCUCCCAACAUUAACAACCCAAAAUGUCCAAACCACGCCCAGAACCAUUGUGAACUUUACUGUGAGAAAUGUGGUAUUCCUGUCUGUUCUACCUGCAUCUCCUCUGGUAAGCAUAAAGGACACCAUUUAUCUGAUGCUCUGCAGAAACUUAGUUCAAAAACAAAAGAUUGUGAAAAUUACCUACAAGAACUAAAGAAAAGAAUCUCUCCUACAUAUGAAAAACUGCCAUUAGAUUUGAACUCUGAAAAAGAAAACUUGGAAAGACAUUAUGUGAAACUGACAACAGCUGUCACCAAACAUGGAGAAGACUGGCGCAAUCAGGAUGGACAGUUCCUAUGUUACAUUGAUAACUGUGAUCUACAGCAUCCAUUGGAUUUAUUUGUAGACACUAGAGACAACCUCUUUGUAGCUGAGCGGGAAAGUGGGCAAGAUGGUACAGGAAAACUUGAGUCAGAAGCUGGAGGAAUGUCAGAAGAUGCUGGGAAAGAUUAUGUAGAGACAUAG
This is a messenger RNA of Saccostrea cuccullata (small rock oyster), 791 nucleotides long. RefSeq names its product E3 ubiquitin-protein ligase TRIM36-like. Lineage: Eukaryota; Metazoa; Mollusca; Bivalvia; Ostreida; Ostreidae. The coding region runs from base 114 to 791 and encodes 225 amino acids. The transcript is spliced from 4 exons. Gene Ontology annotation, molecular function: zinc ion binding. The record is from RefSeq and is a predicted model, not a curated record.